AUGGAUUGCACAUACAAGACGAAUAAGUACAAGUUUCCUUUGCUUCAAAUUGUUGGUGUAACAUCGACUGAGAUGACUUUUUGUGCAGCAUUUGCUUUCAUGGAGUGUGAAAAAACGGAAAACUACACUUGGGUCUUGGAGAAGCUAAAAGGCAUGAUGGAUCCCAACGCGCUUCCGUCCGUUAUUGUCACAGAUAGAGAGUUGGCGCUUAUGAAUGCCAUCGAACAUGUUUUCCCUCAAGCUACCAACCUCCUAUGUAGGUGGCAUAUUGGCAAGAACGUAUUAGCCAAGUGUAGAAAGAUGUUUGAUGACAAGAUGUGGGAGGAGUUUAUUUGCAGUUGGGGCUUAGUCGUCCUUUUAUCGAGUGUUGCACAGUAUGAGGAGCACCUUUGUGUUUUGAAGCGUAAUUUUGAAAUGGUUCCUGUAGCACUUGAGUACGUCGAGAAAAAUUGGUUGGUACCCUACAAAGAGAGGUUUGUAGGAGCUUGGACGGACAAAGUCAUGCAUUUCGGAAACCUAACAAGUAACAGGGCGGAGAGUUCACAUUCGAAGCUAAAAAAUCAUCUUGAAAACUCGCAAUGCAAUUUUGAUACUAUAUGGGAGAAGAUUCACAGAUUGAUGUUGUUACAAGUUACUGAAAUCAAAGCUUCGUUUGAGAAGAGCCUUAAUUCUGUGCAACAUGAUUUUAGGACAACUCUAUUUGAUAGGCUAAGGGGAGUUGUUUCGUCAAAUGCCAUGACACUUGUUUUAGCGGCAUCCCAUCAAGUCGAAUGGUUUGUGAAAUCGAAGCGUCAAUGCGAGUGUUCUUUGAGGCACACCCAUGGUUUACCUUGCGCUCAUGAGAUUGCUCCUUACAAGAUGGAAAAUAUCCCUCUACCGAUUGAGUUAAUCUACGACCAUUGGAAGAGACUUUCUUUGCUUGCACCCCAGAAUGAGGGUUCGAUGGAGGAGACGCUUUUGGCUCACUUUGAUUGUUUUUACAACAAGUUCUUGAAAGAAGAUCAAUUUGAUGUAAAGCUAAAUUAUGUUAAGAAAAUGCAAGAGCUUGCUCAUCCGAAAACCAGUACUCUCCUUGAACCCAAAGUGAAUGCACAACCACGCGGUCGGAAGUCAACGAAAGAAAAAAAUGCAGCCAAAGAACAAAAUUCGAUGCGUAGGGAUCCCUCGGAAUUUGAGCAUGUUAUGGCAUCCCUUCAAACCCCUAAGCCGGUCAAAGAGAAACUGUCACGCCCACGAUUUUUUAACUAA
Molecule: messenger RNA, 1248 nt
Organism: Rhododendron vialii
Lineage: Eukaryota; Viridiplantae; Streptophyta; Magnoliopsida; Ericales; Ericaceae
Product: PKS-NRPS hybrid synthetase cheA-like
Exons: 2
Coding region: 1-1248 (415 amino acids)
Biological process (GO): regulation of DNA-templated transcription
Source: RefSeq, a predicted model, not a curated record